AUGUCAACCAAGGGCGAGCGGGCCAGGGAGAUCCUGAGGGGCUUCAAACUAAAUUGGAUGAACCUUCAGGAUGCUGAGACAGGGAAGAUACUUUGGCAAGGAAAAGAAGACCUGUCAGGCCCUGGAGUGGAGCAUGAAGCCCGUGUUCCCAAGAAAAUCCUCAAGUGCAAGGCAGUGUCUCGAGAAUUGAACUUCUCUUCAGCGGAGCAAAUGGAAAAAGUCCGCCUGGAACAAAAAGUUUACUUCAAAGGGCAAUGCCUAGAAGAAUGGUUCUUCGAGUUUGGCUCUGUGAUCCCUAACUCCACAAACACCCGGCAGUCCCUGAUAGAGGCAGUGCCCGAGUCCCAGAUGAUGCCAGCAAGCGUGCUAACUGGAAGUGUUAUAGAAACAAAGUUUUUUGACGACGAUCUUCUUGUAAGCACAUCCAGAGUGAGACUUUUCUACAUUUGAGAGGAGAAUAUGUGUGCAUUUCAAGAAUUCAUUUUUUUAGGGGGAAGGAGGAAACUGUUUACUUUUUUCCUCUAUACAUUUGAUUUUUGACACUUCCACCUCUAAUUCCCUCUAUGGCAAAACCCACCUGCGGCCACCAGGGGACCAGCUCUGUGUAGGUACCAGAUGGCUUUUUUCUCUCAAGCCACCAUCUUCAAUUGACCAGAUUAAACUCCCAAUCCCAUACCAGGGCAGAGGGCAUGCCUCAACUCCUUCUUGGAGUAGACACGGGGACAAACACAUACCACAAGCUGUUCCCGUCACCCUCCCUGCCUCCUUCUUGGGCCCUGCAGG
Messenger RNA from Lagenorhynchus albirostris (white-beaked dolphin), 783 nucleotides. Its product is annotated as retinal rod rhodopsin-sensitive cGMP 3',5'-cyclic phosphodiesterase subunit delta-like. The transcript has a single exon. Gene Ontology annotation, cellular component: cytoplasm. The record is from RefSeq and is a predicted model, not a curated record. The coding region runs from base 1 to 450 and encodes 149 amino acids. NCBI's taxonomy places the organism in Eukaryota, Metazoa, Chordata, Mammalia, Artiodactyla, Delphinidae. Gene Ontology annotation, biological process: sensory perception of light stimulus.